AGAUGACAUAAAAUCAAAUCUUGAAUUUUUGUGUUCUUAUCACUUUUCAUUCCUUAAAAAAAUAUUUUUAUAAAAAAAAUGCAAGAAACUCUUCUAAUAUUAGAAUCGAAUGGCCUUCUAAAUGAGAUCAUAAACGCCUCAAUUGACAAACUUCUGAAUCCAUCAAAUCUCCCUUCAAAGCCAACAAAAUCCAGCAAACUUUCCAAAGCCUUCGACGAAGAAACAAUCGAAGGUCUUCUCAAGAAAUUCUCAGUUUUGUACAAAAAUUACUGCUUGAACUACAUCAACGACGAUCAACUUCUCUCGGAAUUCCCCGAACUCUCCGAAGACUCGAGAAAAUUGAUUCUUUCAGCAAUUAAAGCAAACAAAAGUAAAAUAUUGGAAGCUCAAAUAAUUCUCUUGGGAGAUCCAAAUGAGAAAACGAUGAAAUAUUUCGAUUGGGAUGUCACUCAAGUGCUUAGCAACAGCAGUUUGGAGGGACAAAAAACAAUUUUAAUGAAUUUAACAACGACUUCGACGCAGGAUGAAGUGUCGCAUUUUGAAUUAACGCGAGAAAAUGUUGAAAAAUUAAUUAAAUUACUUGAAGAAAAUAAAAAUUAA
Messenger RNA from Culicoides brevitarsis, 600 nucleotides. RefSeq lists its product as uncharacterized. The record is from RefSeq and is a predicted model, not a curated record. The transcript has 2 exons. The coding region runs from base 79 to 600 and encodes 173 amino acids. Lineage: Eukaryota; Metazoa; Arthropoda; Insecta; Diptera; Ceratopogonidae.